Hippocampus comes (tiger tail seahorse) is the source of this 651-nucleotide messenger RNA. RefSeq names its product vacuolar protein sorting-associated protein 29-like. NCBI's taxonomy places the organism in Eukaryota, Metazoa, Chordata, Actinopteri, Syngnathiformes, Syngnathidae. Bases 1 to 447 code for a protein of 148 amino acids. The transcript is spliced from 3 exons. The record is from RefSeq and is a predicted model, not a curated record.
AUGGAGAGGGAAAACGGGAAAGGGGCAGGCAAAAUAAACACUUCCCCAGAGGCGGGAGGACCUUCCGAGCAGGGUUUUGCGCCUAUCUUUCAGAACCUGAACUACCCGGAGCAGAAGGUGGUGACGGUGGGCCAGUUCAAGAUCGGCCUGAUCCACGGCCACCAGGUGAUCCCGUGGGGGGACAUGGCCAGCCUGGCGCUGCUGCAGAGGCAGCUGGACGUGGACAUCCUCAUCUCGGGACACACGCACAAGUUUGAGGCCUUUGAGAACGAGAACAAGUUCUACAUCAAUCCCGGGUCCGCCACCGGAGCCUACAGCGCGCUAGAAAGCAAUAUAAUCCCGUCAUUCGUGCUUAUGGACAUCCAGGCGUCCACGGUGGUGACGUAUGUCUACCAGCUGAUCGGAGACGACGUCAAGGUGGAAAGAAUCGAGUACAAAAAGUCUUAAGAAGCAGGACCAGAUGUUCCAUUCCUUUCCGCUAGGGGGCAGUGUCAGCCCUGUAAUAUAUUGUUCAUAUUUUUUUUUUCACCCCUCACUUGUGUUGGGAGUUUAGUCAUUGUACUGAAUACAAACAUUUCUUUCACGUGCUAAUUUAGCUUCCUUCUCCAUUUCUUUCUUUCCACGUCGGACAAAAUAAAGGACUUCACUCUA